CGCCCCGGAAGCGGAAGUGCUAGCGCCGCGGGAGGCCCUGUCCAGUGUGAGGCCGGCCCCGUGCGCCAGCCGUUCCGCGCCCUGCUCGCCCGGCGCUGUCCCUGCCGCCCUUGUUCCCCGCCUGCGGUGUCCACCAUGCUGUCGCUAGACUUUCUAGACGAUGUGCGGCGAAUGAACAAGAGGCAGCUCUAUUACCAAGUCCUCAAUUUUGGAAUGAUCGUCUCCUCGGCCCUGAUGAUCUGGAAGGGGCUGAUGGUGAUCACGGGAAGUGAGAGUCCGAUUGUGGUGGUGCUCAGUGGCAGCAUGGAACCUGCGUUUCAUAGAGGAGACCUUCUCUUUCUAACAAAUCGGGUUGAAGAUCCCAUACGAGUGGGAGAAAUUGUUGUUUUCAGGAUAGAAGGAAGAGAGAUUCCUAUAGUUCAUCGAGUCUUGAAGAUUCAUGAAAAACAAAAUGGGCAUAUUAAGUUUUUGACCAAAGGAGAUAAUAAUGCAGUUGAUGACCGAGGCCUAUACAAACAAGGACAGCACUGGUUAGAAAAAAAAGAUGUCGUGGGGAGAGCCCGAGGGUUUGUUCCUUAUAUUGGAAUUGUGACAAUCCUCAUGAAUGACUAUCCUAAAUUUAAGUAUGCAGUUCUCUUUUUGCUGGGAUUGUUCGUGCUGGUCCAUCGGGAGUAAGAAGCCUGCCUCACUGCCCCUGGAACAAUGCCGUACUUUCUGUUACCGAGCGUUUGGAGUAGCUUCUGGUCUGUGAUUGGUGGAGUGGAGAACACACGUGUUGGCACUUCCUGUAGCACUGGUUUGCAUUAGUUCAUGUUUCCACGCCAGAGCACGUAUGGGCGGGUGUGUGUGCAUCCCAGGGUGCACUCGAGGGGACUUUCAGUCACAGAAUUUCCUAUGUUGUCAUUGUCACACUUUCGCAUUUUUGUACAUCAGUGAAUUUUUUAUAUUAAAAGGUUGAGCCAAAGCCCCCAGUGUUUGUAUUUGAAGCCAAGCUUCACUUCUGAAGUGCCUACAGAGCUAUGUAAACAAAAGUGCAGCUGUGCGCACGCACGCAGCCGUCCUUCCUCCACAGCAGGGGAGCGGCGUCUGCUGAGGAGGCCGUCAGUCUUAACUUUUCAGAAUUUUAAAUAAAAGACUUUGCACAUUGAA
Ochotona princeps (American pika) is the source of this 1149-nucleotide messenger RNA. It is a transcript of the gene SEC11A, whose product is annotated as SEC11 homolog A, signal peptidase complex subunit. The transcript has 6 exons. The coding region runs from base 136 to 675 and encodes 179 amino acids. The record is from RefSeq and is a predicted model, not a curated record. Gene Ontology annotation, molecular function: serine-type endopeptidase activity. NCBI's taxonomy places the organism in Eukaryota, Metazoa, Chordata, Mammalia, Lagomorpha, Ochotonidae. Gene Ontology annotation, cellular component: signal peptidase complex; membrane.